Messenger RNA from Aureobasidium vineae, 792 nucleotides. The record is from the annotation of a GenBank genome assembly. Lineage: Eukaryota; Fungi; Ascomycota; Dothideomycetes; Dothideales; Saccotheciaceae.
AUGGCAUCCACCGUUCCUGCCCCGAAACAGUUCCUGUGGUGCGAUGAGCACGCCGAGAUCGCCACCUGGUUGGCCAACCACAAGUUUGGCAUGGAGUUUUAUGGCGCGUUUGUCAACUACUGCGCGCGUGCGAUGGACAAGUGGCAGCGUCCAGGCGCCGUUCCACUGAAGAGGCAUCUGGGUCAUCUUCACAAAACGCGUUUGACAAAGCCCUUGAGCGGCGCCGCUGUCCUCGGCGAAAUGAAGGUUUUUUACGAGCGCUUCUCCAAGACUGGCGACUUCAGCACAGGAGCUUUCCCGCUCAUUGAACUUCUAGACGGCCCGGAGCGCAUCAAGAGCGCCCACCACCACCUCUACAAAAAGGUGUUCAACCGCCGUGUCCUCACUGCACGCUCCGCCCCCGCCUCCACCACUCUGCCUGCCAUCAAUGGCGACACCCUCGCUGUCGUCAGUGGUGCCUCAGCUGCCUUCAUCCAGCAGCCCGGCCUCCAAGGCCAACACCUUCUCCUGGACGGCCCCUCCCCAACACCCUGCCGAUCCGCGAGCAGGCUCUCGCUAUCGCCUCGCUGGAGGUCUCGUUGCCUGGUCUGCCUGCUCCUGCCUCCGCUGCCCCUGAGCAGAAGGCUCGUGAGCAUGGCUCUCUCUUGCUUCUGGGUGGUCAGGAGGAGGAAGAUUCUGCUGAGAUGCAGGAUGAGGAGGAGGAUGAAGAUGAUGGUGUGGUGUUGUGAGGCAGAUAUGAAAGGGGAGGAUGGAUGGGGACCUGAUUCUCGUUUUGUGUAUACCGGACAAUGA